UCGGGGCGGCCGGUGGCGAGGAUGGACGGUGUGGAUUACUUGCUGGCGCUGCAGCUACAGGAAGAGCUGCAGCGGGAGGAGGCGGCAGCAUCGGGGGCAAGUGCAAGUCCCGCGGCCGCAGGCUCGGCGGCCUUGUUCUGCAAUGGCCGGCAAGGCGGAGUGGAGGAGUGGGCGAGGCGCGCCCCUCAGAAGCCGCUGUCGGUGGUGGACGAGUCCUGGGAGCUGAUAGACCCGAGCCCCGACCUGCGAGCCCUGUUCCUGCAGUUCGACGACAUGUUCUUCUGGGGUAAACUGGCCGGGGUGGAGGUCAGGUGGAGCCCGCGGAUGACCCUAUGUGCAGGAGUAUGCUGCUAUGAAGGGAGAGGAGGCCUGUGCUCAAUCCGUAUCAGUGAACCUUUAUUGAAGCUGAGACCCCGACGAGACUUGGUUGAGACACUGUUGCAUGAAAUGAUCCAUGCGCUACUGUUUGUCACAAACAACAACAAAGACCAUGAUUCUCAUGGACCGGAAUUCUGCAAACACAUGAAAAGGAUCAACGGGAUGACUGGAGCCAAUGUUACUAUCUAUCACACAUUCCAUGAUGAAGUUGAUGAGUACCGUCGACACUGGUGGCGUUGUGAUGGGCCAUGUCAAAAAAGAGCACCUUAUUUUGGAUACGUUAAACGAGCAAUGAACAGAGCCCCUUCAGCUAAUGACCCAUGGUGGGCUGAUCAUCAGGAGACUUGUGGUGGCACAUAUAUCAAAAUCAAAGAGCCAGAAAAUUACAAGAAGCCAAAAAAAGGCAAAGCAGAACAAACUCCAAUAAAUCAACCGAAGCCAGUGAAGCAUAAAGAUCAAUCUCCAGGUGUGGAUAUCCGUUCUCUAUUUCCAUUCAAUGGAAAAGGUUAUGCUCUUGGAGGAAACCGUGAUGAUUUACUCUCAGGGAACACAACCAUAGGAAGGAUUCCACAGAACAGCAAAUUGCUUAGCCCAUUUUUCCAGAACGGUUAUCAGCAUCCAGAACAUAGUUCAAUGUCAGACAUUAAGUCUGAUCAGUGCAAUAUGCACAAACCAGUUUCUUUGCCACCUGUAAGACCAGUAAACUCUGCCACAUCAGGAGUUAGUCAUUCAGCCAAUGGAUUAUCCUCUUCACUUUCAGGUUGGCUGCUAAAACAUUCCAGUUCAAACUUAAAAAGUUCACCUAAAAAAUCUGUUUCUAAUAGAAACGCAUUUGUCAAUAUCAAUGGAUCCCCUGUUAAAAUCCCCAUAUCAACAAAAGCUGUAAAAGAAGACAUCUGUAAAAGUGGUCAGAAGAGAGUGCACUCUGAAAUGUUCAAUUCCUCUCAACAGUAUUCAAGCUCAUCGCGACAGUCUGACACCAACAGAGAUGACAUAAAAGCUAAAAAAAAGGUUCGGACUGCGACGGACCUUUCCAGAAGUUCAAUUUUACAUGCUUUUCCCAAAUUAUCAGAAUUUAAACAGGUGGAACAAAUGGACAAAAUAUCCUCUCCACAGUCUUCCAGCUUUUCGCAGCAAUCUCUCAGCAGCAGUGAUAACACAACCACUAAUGAAAAGCUUCGGACAGUGACAAAUGUUUCCAGAAAUUCUGUUUUACCUGUGUUUCCCAAAUCAUUAGAACCCAAACGAGUAGAUCAAUUAAUCAGAGCACAUGAGUUUAGUCAGAGUAAAUCACAGCACCGAGAUAUUGGAGAAAGUGCCAACCCAAGAACAUCGCAGGUGGAUACUAUGACUGAAACCCCAAACCCUGAUCAUGGCAGCAUAACUGUAAAUUGCCCUGUCUGUUGCACUGUAAUCUUAGAAUCCAAAAUUAAUGAACAUCUGGAUUCCUGUCUUAAGUGAAUAUACGUGAAGUGGUAGAUCGAGGAGUUGGAGUAAGUAGGAACCCGGUUGUUAGUUAAUUGGCAGAUUGCUUUUCCCGUGGUAAUAAUUCCUUCAAAAAAUAAUAAAUUGGUCACUCAAUCCACGACUGUUUGUGAGACACUGCUGUGUGCAAUUGGCUGCCAUGUUUUCGCCCACAAAAUAUAGUCCAUUCACUUUUCAGUAUAUUCUGUGAAGCACUUUGAGACGUCUCGGAAGACGUGAAAAGGGGCUGUAUCAAAUGCGAGUAUUAUAAUUUUAUACCUGUGCAAGCUGUAAAUGAGAAUGGUGCUGAAUGGUAGGUAUAUUUGUACUUUGCCCACCAGGAUUAGGCUGAAGCUAAUUUCAUGUAGAACUCUGGCACAGAAGAGGUUUCACCCUAUCAGCCUCGGCUUGAACCAUCUAUAAAGGCUUUUUUAAAAAAAAAACUUGCUCUCCUGCAAAUUUUUAAUCAUCUGUAUGUUGUUAAUAUUGUUAAUUAAUGGUGUCUAUAAAUGUAUACAUUUUGUAUUUAAACAUGAUUUGUUUCUUGUAUGGAGAUUGGCCAAAAAUGUUGCACUUUAUUAAUAAACUUAUUUCCAUUUCUUA
Callorhinchus milii (elephant shark) is the source of this 2445-nucleotide messenger RNA. It is a transcript of the gene sprtn, whose product is annotated as SprT-like N-terminal domain. Bases 22 to 1839 code for a protein of 605 amino acids. The record is from RefSeq and is a predicted model, not a curated record. The transcript is spliced from 5 exons. Lineage: Eukaryota; Metazoa; Chordata; Chondrichthyes; Chimaeriformes; Callorhinchidae. Gene Ontology annotation, cellular component: nucleus. Gene Ontology annotation, biological process: DNA repair. Gene Ontology annotation, molecular function: single-stranded DNA binding; metalloendopeptidase activity; polyubiquitin modification-dependent protein binding.